Molecule: messenger RNA, 1747 nt
Organism: Penaeus monodon (black tiger shrimp)
Lineage: Eukaryota; Metazoa; Arthropoda; Malacostraca; Decapoda; Penaeidae
Exons: 3
Coding region: 1-1662 (553 amino acids)
Source: RefSeq, a predicted model, not a curated record
AUGAGAUAUUUAAAGGUCAUCGCGGCGCUCGGCAGGCAGUGUACCUUCGUCUGUGUCCCCGUGCACUUCCCUUCGGCUGCUGAGGAGACCACUGUGUUCAGAAUGAGUGUGAAACUUGCGAUGCUGGUCCUUGCGGGGGUGUGCUCUGCCCUCCCCGCUAAACUACCAGGGCACGUUGCAACUGGGUACGUCCCGCCAGGACAUGCCGCACCAGGGCAUGCCACAGAAGGACAUACCGCACCAGGGCACGGCAUCCCACCAGGGCAUAACUUCUCCUUCCAGUCGAGCUCCUCCUCGUCCAGCUCUGGUUCGUCUUCGAGCCAGAACUCCUCCUCGUCCAGCUUUUCAUCAUCGUCUUCUGGGUUUAACUUCGACAGCUCUUCGUCCAACUCAGCGUCUUCUGCGUCAGAUAGCUCCUCCUCGUCCUCAUUCUCGGGAUCUGGAUUUGGCAACUUCAACGGCGCAGGAGGAUUCUUUGGCGCUGGAGGACUGCCCAAAGUUGAAGGAGUCUCCAGCCAAGGAGGCUUCCACGCCCUCAACAACUUCCUCAGUUCAAACGGAUUGAACGGCUUGUCUGGGUUAUUUGGCGGCAAUAGAGGAUCUGGCGGCCAUGGCUCCUCCGCUGGAUCGCAGGCAUCAUUCGCCGGGGCAGCAGCACACGCUGGAUCAUCUGUCGGCUCUCAGGCAGGCGGCCAUGCAGGCAGCACGAGUGGUGCCCACACAGUAGUUGCAUCGUCUGCUGGCACUCAAGGCUCAAAUGUUGGCACUCAAGGAUCAACGGGUGUGGCUCACGGAUCUUCUAACUUCCAGUCUGGAACACAAGGCUCAAAUUCUGGAUCCCAAGAAUCCUCUGCUGGUUUCCAGUUCGGCACUCAUGGGUCAGCUGCCGCAACCCAAGGAGUUUCAGGAUCAGCUGUUGGAGUCCAAGGGUCUGCCACUACUGGCCAGUCUCAUGGAGUAGCUACUGGAGCAGAAGGAUUUUCUGGUGAAUCCCAGGUUGGAACCCAAGGCUAUUCAGCUGGGUCUUCAAUUCAUUCCCAGUCAGGAGAGGCAGGCGCUCAGGGAUCUUCUUCUAAUACUCAAUCUGGGACACAGGGCUCUACUGCCGGAGGAUUUGGACUGUCUGCAGGAGUACAAGGCUCUGAUGGAACUCAAGGACUGAAUACUGGCAGCCAAAGCUCUGCUGGUGAAACCCAAACUGGAACCCAGGGGCUUUCCGGUGAAUCCCAGUUUGGAACCCAAGGACAUUCAGCCGGAUCUUCCAUCGAUUUCCAGGCUGGCGCUGAGGGAGCAAGUGCUGUAACUCAGGGGUCUUCACUCGGUCUUCAGGGAACACAGGGAUCAGCUUUUGGCAUCCAAGGAUCCUCUGCCGGGACUCAAGGAUUCACUGGAACCCAACAUUCCGCCACUGGUUUCCAGACAAAUACACAAGGAUCGAGUCUCGGAACCCAGGGAUUUUCUGGUGAAGGCCAGGUCGGAACCCAGGGAUUUUCUGGCGUAUCCCAGGUUGGAACUCAAGGAUAUACUGGUGAAACCCAGCUCGGUAUCCAGGGAUUUUCUGGUGAAACCCAAGUCGGAACCCAGGGAUUUUCUGGUGAACCCCGGUCGGAACCCAGGGAUUUUCUGGUGAAGCCCAGGUCGGAACCCAGGGAUUUUCGGUGAAUCCCAGGUCGGAACCCAGGGCUUUUCCGGUGUAACCCAGGUGGGAACCCAAGUUGGAACCCAGGGAUUUUCCGGUGAAACCCAG